Abrus precatorius (Indian licorice) is the source of this 1881-nucleotide messenger RNA. Its product is annotated as la-related protein 6B. Gene Ontology annotation, cellular component: nucleus. The record is from RefSeq and is a predicted model, not a curated record. Gene Ontology annotation, biological process: RNA processing. The transcript has 10 exons. NCBI's taxonomy places the organism in Eukaryota, Viridiplantae, Streptophyta, Magnoliopsida, Fabales, Fabaceae. Gene Ontology annotation, molecular function: mRNA binding. The coding region runs from base 243 to 1670 and encodes 475 amino acids.
CCCGUGAAAUUUUGAGAAUUGUUCUCCGUCGUCGUCGACACCGAUUGGGUUAAAGAAAAAAAGAAAAAAAUAAAAUCGAUUAACGACUCUUCCCCUAUAUUUAUUCUCUUACCUGCAGUCAGACCCACUACUUCUACUUCCUAUCCCCUUAAAAAGAGUAACUUAAACAGCAUCAGCAGCUAGAUCGUCGAACAAAACCAAAACAAGAAAAGAAAAGAAAAGAAAAGAAAAGAAAGAACAAAAUGGAUCAAGAGUCACUCUCAGAAUCCCCAGAUAUGUUGCCAUCUUCGUCUACGGCACAAUCGCAGCCAGAUCCAUCUCUUUCAAGGAACGUCUCUUUUAGCCGGCUCAACGCUCAGGCGCCAGAAUUUGUACCCACUCGACCCACCCCGCGGACCGAUUUGCAACAACCUAGGCUCGUAGUACCGCCGCCGCCGCCACCUCCUCCUCCGGCUUCAGGUAUGGUGCACGUUUACUCACCGCCCCCAACUUCGCCGUUCCAUAUACCGAUUCAGGGUCAUGUCGUCCCGGUUCAGAAUCAUCACCAUCAUCAUCAUCAUCUUGCCCACCAGCAUCACGUUCCGGUUCACUACAGGUCUCAUCAUCAUUCGCAUCAGUAUUAUGUUAGCUCUGAUUCCGGUGUGCAGCAGUCUCAAGUUGACCCAGAUCAUACCCCUUCUUCCAAAAGCAAGCUGUCCGAUGAAGCUAGUCAGAAAAUUUUAAAUCAGGUGGAGUAUUAUUUCAGUGAUUUAAACUUGGCUACUACCGAUCAUUUGAUGAGGUUCAUCAACAAAGAUCCAGAAGGCUUUGUGCCUAUAUCUGUUGUUGCAUCUUUCAAGAAGAUAAAGGCCCUCAUAACCAGUCACUCCCAACUUGCAACUAUUUUGAGGAACUCAUCAAAGCUUGUGGUUAGUGAAGAUGGAAAGAAAAUCAAACGCCAGUGUCCCCUGACUGAGUCUGAUGUAGAAGAGCUACAUUCUCGCAUUGUUGUAGCUGAAAACCUACCUGAGGAUCAUUGCCAUCAAAAUCUCAUGAAGGUUUUCUCUGCUGUUGGGAGUGUGAAGACUAUCCGUACCUGUCCACCUCAAACCUCCAAUAAUGGGGCUGCUUCUGCUUCAAGAUUAGGAAAAGUUGAUGGCAUGCCUUUAUCUAACAAGUUGCAUGCAUUUGUUGAAUAUGAAUCUGUUGAGCUGGCUGAGAGAGCAGUUGCUGAGCUGAAUGAUGAGGGAAACUGGCGGAGUGGCCUCCGGGUUCGCCUAAUGCAUAGACGCAUGUCAAAAACUGCUCAAGGACGAGGAAAGAAAGGACUUGAUGUUGAAGUUGGGUGUGAGGAGGAUUAUACUCCUGUCCUAGAGCCGCAGGCAGGUGAGAAACAAUUAGAAGAUGCUUCCUUUCCUGAUACUCAGCUGCAUGAACAUGGGGGAGAAGAGCAUGGUUUUGACAAAGAGAGCGGGCAGAGGAAAGGUCGGAGCCGGGGCCGGGGUAAGGGACGGGGUCGAGUUCAUUGUCAUCAAAAUAAUCGUGUGAAUCACUUGGGAACACCCCCUUCCACUAAUACAAUUUUAACUGAUCAAGUUGUUGCCAAGCAGCCACCCGGGCCUCGUAUGCCGGAUGGCACAAGAGGAUUUUCAAUGGGUCGGGGGAAGCCGGUAGCUGUUAAUAUAGCAUAAUUUGUUUGAUCAAUGCCGAAACAAGUGUGUAAUUGUGCUUGUAGCUGAGUAUAUUUUGCUGCUGGAACAGAAUGAUUAUGGAGUACUAUUUUGGCUGGGGCGAUUCUCAAACACUAUUUGUUAACGUGUUGUUUUUCUUUUGGAGAUGUUGUGGCUAUUUCAGGAGAAAGUAGACAAAAUAUAUAUGGAAAGGCAGACCGAAGUGGCGAGG